Messenger RNA from Pelobates cultripes (western spadefoot toad), 1110 nucleotides. The record is from the annotation of a GenBank genome assembly. Lineage: Eukaryota; Metazoa; Chordata; Amphibia; Anura; Pelobatidae.
AUGAAGUCAUCUGAUCCUUUUCCCAGGUCUGGGGCUAAUGAUGAUUUCCAUAUGAAUAUGAUUCGAGGAUUGUGUUUGGGAGAUAGGAAGUCAUGGCCGUGGUAUGGUCCUGAUCCAGAUUGGGAUAAGGAAUAUAUGAAAGCAGGAGGUGAAAAUUGGUUGCUGAUAGCCCCUCAUUGGUUUCCUUGUAGUGUAACAGGAAAGGUUUUAAAGGGAGCUAAGAAACACCUGGCUAAGAGAAAGGGAACUGUUGACAGUAAUACUAUUUGCUUUUCUAUAGAAGCCCCUCCUGAUAAUUUAUAUCCACCACCAACUGUGCCCCCUACCCAGUUAGCCCCCGGCCAUGCCCAACCACAACCCCCACCUCCCUAUAAAGCAAUGUAUCCUGCUGUACCUAAUGCCCCCUCAGAGGAUGAUAUAGAGGAUAUUUCUGUUGCUGCAGCUGUUAAUUCACAAUCACAGCAAUUACAGGAAUCAUCAUCUACACCAGAUUCUGAUAUAGAAUACCCACCGCCACCUCCUGGUACAGUUAAAUUAACAGUACAAACAGGAGUUAAACUUAAAAGUGGCAAGGUGUUAAAAUCAUAUGUACAUAAGCAAGAUGAUGAUGAUGUAGAGAUGCCAGAAUUAGAAGGUGCUGAUCUUACUGCCCCGUUUAUGACUGUUGGUAAUCAGUUAAUAAUGAAACCCAUUAAUCCCGGAGUACUCAAGGAUAUUAUUCAAGGUGCCCCAAACCCCCGUACUAAUCCCUCUGCAUGCCUAAUGUAUCUGAAAAGAAUGUGUUUAGGACAGAACAUGACACAGAUAGACAUACAGUUAAUUAUAAAUGGAAUAUUAGGGUAUGAUUCAGAUUCUGGUUGGAAUUGGUCUAAUGUACCCUCUAUCAGUGAGACAGAUAACGGUACUGGAGUUGGAGUGGCUGGCAGUGAUGGUGUUUAUGAGCUUAGUACUUCAGCAGGAUGUGCUAAAAUGUGGGAUGAGGUGGAAGCUGAAAUGUUGAGAUUAUGGAAGAAUAAGCAGUCUAUAUCCACUGCUUUGGCAUGUAAGCAAGGUGCAAAGGAAGAGAUUGGUGUUUUUGUAAAGAGAUUUUACAAGUGUUGGAAGGAUGAG